AAAAAUACAAUCCCAAAUUUGUAUUGUGUCUGUAUAUUAUUAUCUUAACACAAGUAGUUAGUAAACAAGCUAAUCGUCGAACGAGUUUUUUCCAACCCUAACAUCGAACCGCUUUCGGAGCAGUUUGACUCAUUUAUAGCUCUACCUCCCAUAUAUUCUUAACACAAAGCUUGAAUGUCUGUAAUGAAUACUUCACACUAUCUUACUAAAUGAAAAUUUAAUUCUCUCGAUGUGUAAAAAUACUAUUCAUUUUCAUGAGUAUUAUUUUGGCUUACAAAAAGCCGACUAAUUGAGUAACUAAUUUUUUCAAAAAAUACAAUACUAAAUUCGUAUUGUGUCUGUAUAUCAUUAUCUUAUUUGCUCUCGUUGAGAGUCGAACUCAAGACCUCCCGCUUACUAAACGGGUGCUCUAACCAACUGAGCUACAAGAGCUAGACAUUACAAAAAUAUUUUAUUAAGUAUUUAACAAUCACUUUACUUAAUCACAAUUAAACCCAUACAUUAUACUAUCAUAAGUUUAAUUUAUCUCUACAACAGAAAAAUUUAAAUUCAAGGAGAAAAUAAUGCAAUGAACAACAUACCACAGCCUGUAUCUCAAACUCUACAGAACAACACUUGUGCUUUGUUCUGCUUCGAUCCCAUUAUACAAAUACCUAAACAGAUAUUAUUCUCUCAAAAGUCUUCUCAAUCUUCAGCUCCUUGUUUUCUACUUCAUAUUUUAUGAUGAAAUUGGGGAUGGGGCUUAACUUAAUUACAAUAAUACAUUAUCCCCAAAAGAUGGAAAAUUACACAGCAUUCAACAUAACCAGCAAACUGGCAACUAAUUAAUUCUUAUCUUAACACAUUUUCUUGUCAGAGAUUUGAGAUACAAGAUCUAUCCCCAUGACCAUCCUUCCCUCCCCUCCCACUACUACUUGUAAAUUACUUAUUUUAUUCCUAUGAUCAAGAUCAAAACCCCCUUUGAUCUCUAAUCUUCUAGCUAGCUACUACUUAAUUAACCAAAGAUCAAUCUCUGGAACAAAAUAUAAUAUUCCCUUAAACCACAGAAUCAAUGAAAGUAAUUUCAUUGGAACUACUAUGAUUCUGACAGGUACUAUAGAGUUGUACUUAUCACAUAUCCACAUUAGUAAGCGGUAUAAGAUUUAGAAUUGAACAUCUUUCACUAACUCGAGUUUAUUGUGACCAAUUUGUUCAUGAGAUAAGUAUUAGAGCCUUCAAUGAUCGAGAGAUUUGAGUUUGAAUUUCAAUAACUUGAGUUGUCGCUUUCGUUUUGAGGGGACAGAGCGUGUUGAUAAAUGGUAUAAGAUUCAUAACUGAACCUCUCCAACGCAACAAUUCGAGCUAUUGGUAUCAACGGAUUCUUUACAGCACUACUCACUCUAAGUACUUCAAUGUUCUUAAGUGCAAGAUGACAAACAAACAAACUAAUGGAUGUUUAUAACCUCUUUCUAAACACCAUCCUCUCUUUUUAAUAUAGUAAACAUAUAUUUGGAUUUCCAGCUAUAUAUGAAGAAUAUAUGGUAUGCAAGAUGUCUCCAAAUCCUAGACCAGUUGUUACAGUACUUCCAAGUUCCAACUCAGUGUGCUAUGGCCGAAUAUAAAUAUCAGUAUACAUAUAAGUGCGAGUUAGCUUGUUGAGAAAAACCAAACGAAAGAGAAUAAAAAGAUGAUGAUGAUGAAGUACUUGAAGAAGCUCGAGGGAAGCUGUGUUAUGAAACAAUGUUUCAAAGCUGCAACCAGCUGCUGCUGCUGCUGUUGGAGUUGGAAACCAAAGAAGAAGGAGAAUGUGGUCGUGGUUCCAAGAGGGCACUUGGUGGUUUACGUGGGUGAAGAAUGGAAAAGAUAUGUGAUCAGGGUAGCUUUGAUCAACCAUCCCCUCUUCAGGAAACUGCUUGACCAGCUGCUGCUUGAUGAUGAAGCAGAUCAUGAUUUCCAGACCAGGAGGCUUCACAUUCCCUGCUGUGACACCCUUUUCAUCGACAUUCUCGACUGCGCGAAACAUGAUUAUGAUUACUGCUGCCGACGACCCUCCUUCUGUUGUUGGAGCUCUUGCUUUUGAUUUUUCCUUCCCAUCCACCUCUGUUUUUUGUUCUGUUUUUUCACUGCUCCCCCUGCAGCAGCUCUUUCUGUACACAGGAUUUAACUAAGUUCACCUUGUUUCUGGAAUAUAUAAAUUCUGAAAUAUUGCUAUGAAUGGCACAUGAUGACUAAUGGAAUAUAGCAUGGUCUCUCGACAGUAGAGAAUUCAGUGAUCUGAGUUCUAAAAUUGGAACGAUACAGAGGAUUCAGUGAUCGAGUUCUAACGAAUUCUUCUCAGAAACUCAUAUUUCUCCCUCGAUUUACAUGCAGUAGUUAUUGUAGUUUCUGCAUUUAGAUAGUAGCACAUGAUUGGACUUCACUAAGGCAUAAAACAUCUUUGACCAAAGCAAUCUACUCUUUCCUAAGAGUUGAGACCAACCCCUCACCAUGGGGUUCGAAGUUCCAACCCACAGCCACAAGGUUAAGAGCCUUAAGCACAACUGACCGAGCUAGACUGGCUUGUUUGAUGGCUUUCUUAGGAGUUCAUCUUAGCAGUCGAGUUCUUGAAAAGAUAGCAGCAAAAUAACUUCUGAACUGCAAU
Linum trigynum is the source of this 2620-nucleotide messenger RNA. The record is from the annotation of a GenBank genome assembly. Lineage: Eukaryota; Viridiplantae; Streptophyta; Magnoliopsida; Malpighiales; Linaceae.